Molecule: messenger RNA, 1371 nt
Organism: Aphanomyces astaci
Lineage: Eukaryota; Oomycota; Saprolegniomycetes; Saprolegniales; Verrucalvaceae
Product: CAMK protein kinase
Exons: 1
Coding region: 120-1319 (399 amino acids)
Biological process (GO): intracellular signal transduction; peptidyl-serine phosphorylation; protein autophosphorylation
Cellular component (GO): nucleus; cytoplasm
Molecular function (GO): calmodulin binding; calcium-dependent protein serine/threonine kinase activity; ATP binding
Source: RefSeq, a predicted model, not a curated record
CGUUGCUUGUCUUGCCCCUUCGACAUGCUGACUUUCUUCUACUGGCGGCAUCGCCCUACUAGUUGACAACAAACCAAGCACCCCACGACCCAAACAUCCACUGACCCAUAUAUCCAUACAUGGCUUCAAUAACCCGAUCGAGUCGGGCCAUCGCCACUCGACUUGUUACGUCGUCGCCCCGUCAUGGACGCCCUACUCACUUUCACCACCACGCCCCCGCCCCCAUCCAAGUGGGCCAGGAACAGCAACAUCAUAGUCCAUCUUCUCCACGACCUCUCCCUCUUUCCCCCUUUGGAGCGGUGGUCGUCGCCGGUACCACCGCAUUAAGCAUGGGCGUGAUGAUGAGUCCCGAUGCUGCCCAUUCCCGUGCUGCGUGCAUCUUACCGCCCCCCCCGAUAAUUUCCCCAAAGUUUCAAACGACCACCGCUGCGGAUUGGGAUCUGGCAGACGAGAUUGGCUCAGGCGCGUUUGGCGUCGUCCGCCUUGGCAUCCGUCGCACGACGGGGGAAGUGGGGGCCAUCAAGAUGCAAAAAGACGCACGGGAACCGUCCAUGCAGCGCGAACUGGAUGCACUGCAGCGAAUCAAAGCCAAAGGGGGGCACAAGAACAUCGUGGACCUGAAGGACGUGUUCGAGCACAACGGACACACGUGCAUCGUCACCGAAUUUGUCUCAGGGGGCGAGUUGUUUGAGCACAUUGUCCGGUACGGCGCGUUUGAAGAACCGCGAGCGCGAAAGAUGAUGCAGGACAUUGUCGAAGGGGUCGCUUUCCUGCACGACCAUGGCCUUGUCCACAAAGACUUGAAGCCUGAAAACGUCCUCCUGCGCUUUAGCGAUAAGCGUGACGACAACCCCGCGACGCUUGUCGACUUUGGCAGCGCGGGGCCGGCCUCGCGAGUUCUGGACACCGACAUUGGUACGACUGUGUAUUUGCCACCGGAGGUGCUGCGGCGGGGUGGGGUGUGCACUCCCGCUGCCGACGUAUGGGCCAUGGGCUGCAUCUUGUACAUCGUGCUGACAGGUCGUCAUCCGUUCGACAUUGACGGCACAGCCCCGGAAAAGACGAUUGAAAGUCGCAUCCGAAAGGGCCACGUGUCAUUUAAGCACGCAGCGUGCCAACAUUUGUCGAGUGAUGCCAAGGAUUUGAUCCGUCACAUGCUCCAAAAAGACCCCGAGAUGCGACCAUCGGCCAAGCAAGUAUUGGCGCAUCCGUGGAUGACGCAACAACAUCAGUUGGUACUCGAUAUUGUCAUGAUGGGCGCAGCGACCGUCGCCACCGACAACAGCCAAACACGCUCGAAGAAACCGUUAAUGCUGUAGUAAGAACAUCACAAUAGUAUUUGAUGGGCAUUGUGGCAUGGGACAUCUGCUG